Molecule: messenger RNA, 2772 nt
Organism: Cicer arietinum (chickpea)
Lineage: Eukaryota; Viridiplantae; Streptophyta; Magnoliopsida; Fabales; Fabaceae
Product: O-fucosyltransferase 27
Cellular component (GO): Golgi apparatus; trans-Golgi network; endosome
Source: RefSeq, a predicted model, not a curated record
UCUCUCUUUGUGGUCAGUGUAUGAAUUGAAAACCGAAGACAUGCUUUAACACGUGCCUUCUCAAUCUCACUGUUUUCAAACACUUUUCAUUGACUCAGUUACUUCUUCUUCAUUUUGUUCUCAGUUCUGAACCAACCUCUCAAGAGAGAGAGAGAGAAAAAAGAGUUUUUGUUUUCAAUGAAAGGGGAAGUAAAAAUGAAGUCAAAGAUGAAAUGGGUUGGUCUAAUUGGGAUUGUUCUAUCAGCUUUCUCAAUCUUCAUACACUUUCUACUUGCUAGAUUCACUGAACUUGGUGUUUCAGAUUAUCAAUCGUCAAUCACUAUCUUCUCUUGGAGACCCAUCUUUGAUAAACCAGAUUUUCCCACUAAUAGUGCUUCAUAUAGAAGAUUAUGGGGUCCAGUAAAGCGUCUUGAAUCUUUAUAUCCUGAUUCAAAUCCAAGAGGGGAUUAUUCUGAUCCUGGUUCACAAACAAACGGGUUUAUUUUUGUCCGGAUACAAGGUGGUUUUCAUGAGAUCAGGAAUUCGAUAUGCGAUGUGGUUGCGAUUUCUAGACUUCUUAAUGCUACAUUAGCAAUGCCUGAAAUCCAAUCAACAACAAGCAGCAAAGGGAUAAGCUCUCAGUUCAAGAGUUUUGCGUACUUAUAUAAUGAGGACCAAUUUAUAUUCUCAUUAGCAAAAGAUGUAAAAGUUGUGAGAACUCUUCCGAAAUAUCUAAAGGGUGCUAGGAGAAAGAAGGAGAUUCCUGUAUUUAAAGUGCCACAUUCGGCAUCGCCUUUUUAUUACUUGCGUCAUGUUCUUCCGGUACUAAAGAAGCAUUCAGUGGUUGAACUAGUUGUUUCCAAUGGUGGAUGCUUGCAGGCUAUUCUUCCUCCCUAUUUUGAAGAAUAUCAAAGGCUGAGAUGCCGAGUUUCUUUUCACGCUCUUCAAUUCCGACAAGAAGUCCAGGAACUUUCCGCUAAGAUUUUGCAGAGGUUACGAGCUCCUAGUCGUCCGUUCAUUGCCUUUGAUCCUGGCAUGACUAGAGAGUCUUUAGCUUAUCAUGGUUGUGCCGAACUUUUCCAGGAUGUGCAUACCGAACUCAUUCAACACAAAAGAUCUUGGAUGAUAAAACGUGGGAUCGUCAAAGGGAAGCUUUCAGUCAACUCAGCCGAAGCAAGACUUAAUGGAUCCUGUCCUUUAAUGCCUGAGGAGAUUGGUAUUCUUCUGCGUGCCUACGGAUACUCGAAGGAUGCAAUUAUAUAUGUAUCUGGAGGAGAAGUCUUUGGUGGUCAAAGAACAUUGAUUCCUCUUCACGCAAUGUUUGAUAACGUUGUUGACAGAACUUCUCUUAGUACUCCUUGGGAGAUGAUUAAGAUCUAUGGAAAAGAGGUUAACCUUGUUAAUCCACCUCCUGGACCACCGCCUUUUGAAGAAGUGAAAAAGCUUGCGGCUUGGAAGAAUGCCGGUCCACGUCCCCGCCCACUUCCUCCCCCUCCAGCACGGCCAAAAUCGUAUAAUAUAGAGGGUUGGUGGGGUUGGGUAGCUGAGAGCGAUAAUGAACCUGAUAGUACAGUUAUGGAACUGAGGACUAAUGCACAUAAAUUACUAUGGGAGGCUAUUGAUUAUUUGAUUUGUGUAGAGGCUGAUGUGUUCAUCCCUGGAUUUGAUCGUGAUGGGAAGGGCCAUUCAAAUUUUGCUAGCUUAGUGAUGGGGCAUCGGCUAUAUCAGUCAGCUGCAUCAAAGACAUUUAGACCUGACAGAAAGGAAGCUGCUAAACUUGUAGAUGAGAUUCGUGACCACAUGUAUCAAGCAAAUCGUACGUGGCUAAAAUCAGUUCGCAGGCAUUUGCGAAAAACAUUACUCGAUGGAAUAAUAGAAGCAUCAAGUAAAUCAAAACCAUUAUCCUUUCUCUCUCAUCCAGUCCCCGAAUGUUCUUGUUCGCGGCACGACACCUCCUUUGAAGCAUCAAAGAAUUCUUCAAGUAAAUUAUCUUCCCAAGUAUCGACAACACUAGGUGUUACUCACCAGUGUCCUGCGUGGAUGGACACUGGUCCAAUUUCUCAAUUGAAAGAUAAGGAAAAUGAAGAUGAUGGUGAUGAGGAUGAUUCUUUAUCUGGUUUAUUCUUUAGACAAAGUGGUGGAAAUAAUGAAGGUGACGGAGAUGUAAACGCCAAAGAAGAAAAUCAAUUUGAGGAUCAAGAAGAGCUCGAGGGUGGCGAAAAAUGACAUCCAAGAGAAUGUGUUGAUGGUUCAUCUGACGAUUGAUAAUGGUUUCACACUCUCCAGAAUCAUGUACAUAAUUGGUUGUUGCUUCCAACUGCUGCAUGCCGGAUAUAGUUUUCGGCGAGGAAAGGAGUAACGCCAUUAAUAUCCGGCCUUACUCAGGAAACCUCCUCCCUACGUUACUAAAAAAACCACACAUGAUUUCAGACAUACACAUCGAACAGCAGAAACUGUUUUCUUUUUGGAUGUGCACUUCUGACGUGACUUUAGGGGUGAGAAAAGUAGAGUCAAUAUAGAAUAACAUAGGUGGUUUUUUGUGGCUAAUUUGGCUCAAGGUCUCAAAUACAUGCUAAUUUAUUGACAAAUCAAUUUUGAUGUAACUUUGCAUGAUCCUCUUAGUUAAUAGUAGGUUUUAGUUCAGAUUGAAUUCUUUGCUAGGAUAACUACUAUGUAGCACUGAGGAGAACUCAAAUCCAAUUUUGUAUCUGAUGAGAGUAGUAAUUCAUCCUUUUCAUUUAUUGACUGAAAAGAACUAAGAAAUGGGACUGUGGUACUGUAAACUUUCUUCUA